AGGUGGAUCAAAGCCAAUAUGACAACAGUAUCUACACUUAAAAAUAAGAUAAUUGAAAUUGAAUAACACCAGGACGACGAACAGACAAACGAUCCAAUUGAAAUAAAAACAAAUUAAGUUAAAACAAUAUACAGACAUUCAAUCAAUAGCAAGAAUAAAAAGCAUGGCGGAGAGCUCAGUGUUUAUGGCAGACAUGGAGACGGCCUUCCAGAAGUUCGCAGCCCAUGGAGACUCCAAGGCCACAGGGAAGGAGAUGAACGGCAAGAACUUUUCCAAGCUCUGCAAAGACUGCCACAUCAUCAACGGGAAGAGCGUCACCUCCACGGACAUUGACAUCAUUUUCAGCAAAGUCAAGGCAAAGUCGGCUCGUGUGAUCACAUUUGAGCAAUUCAACCAGGCACUGAUAGAGUUGGCUCCCAAGCGCUUUAAAGGCAAAAGCAAAGAGGAGGCCCUACAAGAGAUCUACGCUCUCAUUGUCGGGAAGGAGCCCGCUAAUGUCGGAGUCACUAAAGUGGCAAAGACUGGUGGCGUGGACAGACUGACUGACACCUCCAAAUACACGGGAGCACACAAGGAACGGUUUGAUGAGUCUGGCAAAGGGAAGGGAAAGACCGGGCGCGAGGAUCCUGCAAACACCAGUGGCUAUGUGGGAUCUUACAAGGGCAGCGGCACUUAUGAAGACAAAGUGAAGAAAGUAUAAUGACGGAUCAUAAAAACUCUAUUUAGGAGUAUCAAGAAAAAUGAAAAAAAAAGAUAAUUGGCAACUCUUAAAACAAUAUUAAAUAUAUUCAUAGUGUAGAACCUCUGAAAAUUCGAAUAUUUGAAUGGUUCCACAAAACAAAUAAAUAAGAUUUUCAUAGUUUUUGAAAGGAUAUCCAGAAUAGGGAAAUUGGGAGCAUUUCACCAAAGUUAAUUCAGUUUUAGUCAGUGAUAGUUUUCCUUGUAGAGACCACUUUUACACUUUGUCCCGUAGAGCUCAACACUGUGCCUUGAAUAAGAUUUAGGUAAAACUCCCAUAGUACAAGGGAUUUUUUUCUAGCUGUUGGUGCAAAAACAAGAGCAAAACAAAUAAAUAUUAGAGAGAAAAUAAAAAGUUCAAGUAUUUACAAAAGAAAGAUAUGAAUGUAAAUCAAAAAUAAACUUUGUAUUUCAGG
Solea solea (common sole) is the source of this 1154-nucleotide messenger RNA. RefSeq names its product tubulin polymerization-promoting protein family member 3-like. The record is from RefSeq and is a predicted model, not a curated record. NCBI's taxonomy places the organism in Eukaryota, Metazoa, Chordata, Actinopteri, Pleuronectiformes, Soleidae. Gene Ontology annotation, molecular function: electron transfer activity; tubulin binding; heme binding. Gene Ontology annotation, biological process: positive regulation of protein polymerization; microtubule polymerization; microtubule bundle formation. The transcript is spliced from 4 exons. The coding region runs from base 164 to 700 and encodes 178 amino acids. Gene Ontology annotation, cellular component: microtubule.